AUGGAGUUUUAUCAGAAGUUUAUUGGGAACAUAACAAGAACCCAGCUUGAAACUUUCAAGUUUGGGUUUUACCUCCUAACUCCAAUUUUGGUGAUGUACUAUGUUGGUAUUGAUACCGACAAAAAAUUCAACUUGCCCGGAUUUUGGCCUGAUCCAGUGACGCUCAACCAGAUUCCAAAAGAACCACACGAGAUUCAGGCGGAGGUUGCUCGUAUAAGAAGAGCCCGACUUGAGAAGAGAGAAAGAUUAGAGGCAAAGGCAAGAGAGUUGGGAAUCCUCGAGGAUGAGUAA
Messenger RNA from Metschnikowia bicuspidata var. bicuspidata NRRL YB-4993, 291 nucleotides. It is a transcript of the gene PET100, whose product is annotated as Pet100p. The transcript is spliced from 3 exons. Gene Ontology annotation, biological process: mitochondrial respiratory chain complex IV assembly. Lineage: Eukaryota; Fungi; Ascomycota; Pichiomycetes; Serinales; Metschnikowiaceae. Gene Ontology annotation, cellular component: mitochondrial inner membrane; mitochondrion. The record is from RefSeq and is a predicted model, not a curated record. The coding region runs from base 1 to 291 and encodes 96 amino acids.